CCUGCACUAGUCUCCGCGACAAAGAGAAACUGUACCAAGUCCCACACUCUCACACGCACCUUCUUGAAAAACAAAAGACUACCCUCCAAAAUUAACACAGCAAUUCCCAGGCAAAAUUAAACCAAUGGGAGAGGAGGAGAAGAAACCCGAGGAAACCAAAAUGGAGGAGAAAAAGCCGGCGGAGCCCAACAAGGCAGAGGAGGGGAAGAAAGCUGGCAAGGAGGAAUCUAAACAGCAGGAGAAACCGGCCGACGACAACAAGGGCGACAAAAAACCGGAUGACUCCAAAGAUGCGGCCGACGGCAAGGACUCUAAAGAACAAACUCCGCCGCCGCCUCCUGAUAUUGUGCUUAAUGUUUACAUGCAUUGCGAAGGUUGUGCUCGCAAGGUUCGUCGUUCGCUUAAAGGAUUCCCAGGCGUGGAAGAUGUUAUCACAGACUGUAAGACUCACAAAGUGGUUGUGAAAGGAGAGAAGGCAGAUCCGCUUAAGGUCUUGGACAGAGUACAGAGGAAGAGUCACAGGCAGGUCGAACUUCUUUCUCCGAUCCCAAAACCGCCGGCAGAGGAGGAGAAAAAACCCGAAGAGAAACAGCAGCCCAAGCCCGAGGAGAAGAAAGAAGAGCCCCAGACAGUCACAGUCGUUCUGAAAGUUCACAUGCAUUGCGAAGCUUGCGCGCAAGAAAUCAAGAGACGCAUCCAGAGAAUGAAGGGAGUGGAAUCGGCGGAACCGGACCUGAAGAAGUCGGAGGUGAGCGUGAAGGGGGUGUUCGAAACAGCCAAGUUGGUUGAAUACGUGCACAAACGCACAGGGAAACAGGCGGUGAUAGUGAAGCAAGAGCCUGACGAGAAGAAGGAGAAAAUGGAGGAGAAGAAAGGGGAAGAAGGAGAGAAAGCGAAGGAAGGAGAAGAGAAGAAAGGAGGAGAGGGCGAAGGGAAAGAAGGUGCAGAAACGGAAGAGACCAAGGUGGUGGAGUUGAGGAAGAACGAAUACUACUAUUAUCCUCCCAGGUAUACCAUGGAGAUGUACGCCUACCCGCCUCAGAUCUUCAGCGAUGAGAAUCCAAAUGCUUGCUCUGUUAUGUAAAAACUGAUAAAUGAGAGGGGUAAUAUGGGGAUCAGGGAAAAGUGGGGGUGAUUUCCUCCCCACUGCCCUAUCUGUCCUGCACCCACUGCAUGUGGCCCCUGUACUUUUUCCCCUGUUAGAAGUAUAAGUAUAAUCUACAGAUCAGCCGCUGUAGAGUUUUUGUAUUGCUUGUACUUUCCGUUGAACUGUUUCAUAAAUGAAAAUAUGAAUAACUACACUCCUACA
Molecule: messenger RNA, 1309 nt
Organism: Neltuma alba
Lineage: Eukaryota; Viridiplantae; Streptophyta; Magnoliopsida; Fabales; Fabaceae
Product: heavy metal-associated isoprenylated plant protein 7
Exons: 5
Coding region: 125-1084 (319 amino acids)
Molecular function (GO): metal ion binding
Source: RefSeq, a predicted model, not a curated record